UCACACACCUGCCGAAUAACUGCAAUGACCAUGCUGCCAUGUCGGGUAAAGUGGCCCAGACAGCCUGUAUGUCAGCGUGUAAGCACUUGUCCACGUCCCUGAUGCAGAUGCUGUUGGACAGCGAGCUGAAACAGAUCAGUAUGGGAGCCGUUCAGCAGUUCAACCUGGACGUCAUACAGUGUGAAUUGUUCGCCAGCUCAGAGCCUGUCCCAGGAUUCCAGGGAGACACUUUACAGCUGGCAUUCAUCGACCUCCGACAGCUGCUGGACCUGUUCAUGGUGUGGGACUGGUCUACGUACCUGGCUGACUACGGACAGCCCACCUCCAAGUACCUUCGGGUCAACCCCUCCACUGCACUAGCACUUUUGGAAAAAAUGAAGGACACCAGUAAGAAGAACAACAUAUUUUCUCAGUUCAGGAAGAAUGACCGAGACAAACAGAAGCUGAUUGAGACGGUGGUGAAACAGCUGAGGAGCCUGGUCUAUGGGAUGUCUCAACACUCCUAGAACACACACACAGAUGGACACACAGACAGACAGAGACACACACACACAGAUGGACACACAGACAGACAGAGACACACACACAGAUGGACACACAGACAGAGACACACACACAGACCAACCAGCCAUCACCUUUCAGUUUCACCAGAUUCCAUGCAUAGUGUAAAUAAAGAGAAGACACACACACAGACACACACACGAGACAUCAAGCUAAAACAGUUUCUCUGUCAGGACUGAGAAAAAGAGUGAAAUGUUUGAAAUGUAUUUUUGAAAGCCUCAGAAUACUAUGUUUUGUAUAUAGUGAGAGUGCAGUGAUUUGUGUCACCACAGUGAUGUAAGGAAUGUAAAGAUGGCAUCUCAGAUGAAGACUGGACAGGAAACUGAUGUUCACUGGGUGAAGUGGCCCAGAUAGGGGAUUGAGCCAUGAAGUAUAGGCUCCAAUCCCCCGAGCCCUAUCCGCCCUGCUCUAAAGUAGUGCACUAUAUAGGGAAUAGGGCCCUGGUCUAAAGUAGUGCACUAUAUAGGGAAUAGGGCCCUGGUCUAAAGUAGUGCCCUAUAUAGGGAAUAGGGCCCUGUUCUAAAGUAGUGCACUAUAUAGGGAAUAGGGCCCUGUUCUAAAGUAGUGCACUAUAUAGGGAAUAGGGCCCUGUUCUAAAGUAGUGCCCUAUAUAGGGAAUAGGGUGUGAUUUGGGACACGUCCUGGAAGAUCUCUACAUCGCUCCAUAAUGCAGUACUGGGUGGAGUUAGUUUCUACUGUAAAUAUAUUGGAGAAUAUUUAACACUACAGAGAAUCACGCUGGUUGGGUCACAAAUGUCCUCCUAUUUCCACAGGGCUCUGGUCAAUGGCAGGGAUUCACUCUCUCCCUGUCUCUGUCAGUCAUUCAGCUCUCUCCCUG
Oncorhynchus gorbuscha (pink salmon) is the source of this 1399-nucleotide messenger RNA. Its product is annotated as exocyst complex component 6-like. Gene Ontology annotation, biological process: intracellular protein transport; Golgi to plasma membrane transport; exocytosis. The record is from RefSeq and is a predicted model, not a curated record. Bases 39 to 506 code for a protein of 155 amino acids. Gene Ontology annotation, cellular component: membrane; exocyst. The transcript has 6 exons. NCBI's taxonomy places the organism in Eukaryota, Metazoa, Chordata, Actinopteri, Salmoniformes, Salmonidae.